Messenger RNA from Larimichthys crocea (large yellow croaker), 2258 nucleotides. It is a transcript of the gene npy7r, whose product is annotated as neuropeptide Y receptor Y7. The transcript is spliced from 2 exons. Bases 182 to 1297 code for a protein of 371 amino acids. Gene Ontology annotation, cellular component: membrane. Lineage: Eukaryota; Metazoa; Chordata; Actinopteri; Sciaenidae. Gene Ontology annotation, biological process: G protein-coupled receptor signaling pathway. The record is from RefSeq and is a predicted model, not a curated record. Gene Ontology annotation, molecular function: neuropeptide Y receptor activity.
GUCCCGUAGACCUGCUUCAGGAACGCACAGCCACAAGAUGCGCACGAAGCGCUACAGUUUGGGAGGAGCUUCGGGAUUUUCCCCCGCUGUUUCACGCCACUCUCUGGUGAGGACUCGUUUGCAAAAGGAGAUAUAGGGGAAAAGGUGUCAGCACAGCCUCAAUCUGGCGUCUGUUGAAAAAAUGAGCCCACCAGACACAUCCAACGGCACAGGCGAAGGGGACGCUGGUGAAACCAAUCUUUGGAUUCUUGUUAACGACAGCAUGGGUUUGUACCCACCCGGUUUUCACACUGACAUCACCAAGCACCUCGGAGUCCAGAUCACCCUGAUCACAGCUUACUCCCUAAUCAUUCUGCUGGGGCUGCUGGGAAAUGCGCUUGUCAUCUACAUGAUUAUCCGCUACAGAAAUAUGCGAACAGUCACCAACUUCUUCAUAGCUAACCUGGCCCUGGCAGACCUCCUGGUGGACACUCUUUGCCUGCCCUUCACUCUGGUUUACACUCUGCUAGAUGAGUGGAAGUUUGGGGCUGUGCUGUGCCACAUGGUGCCGUUUGCCCAAGCCCUGAGUGUGCAUGUAUCCAUCCUGACCCUGACUGUCAUCGCUCUGGAGCGUUACCGCUGCAUCGUUUUCCACCUUGGUCGGCGCCUCACAUGGCACUCCAGCUUCCUUAUCAUGGCAUUCACCUGGACUAUGUCAGCUGUCCUGGCAGCACCCCUGGCUAUCUUCAGAGAGUAUCGCCAAGAAGAGAUUGCCUCUAUCAACCUUCGUAUUGCUGUCUGCUCUGAGAAAUGGCCCCAUGGGACCAGCAGGGAUGGAGUCAUCUACAGCCUCUCAAUGCUGCUCCUACAGUACAUUAUUCCUUUAGCCAUCAUCAGUUACGCUUACAUCUGCAUCUGGGUUAAACUGAAGAAUCAUAUCAGCCCAUCCAGCCGUAACGACAGCAUUAACCGCCGUAAAAAGACCACCAAGAUGCUGGCACUGGUGGUGGUGGUGUUUGCCAUCUGCUGGCUGCCGUUCCAUGUGAUUCAGCUGGCCAGUGAUCUGGACCUCGCGCUAAGGCUGAAGGAGUACAAACUGAUAUACACCGUGUUCCAUAUCAUAGCUAUGUGUUCAACUUUUGCCAACCCUCUGCUGUAUGGGUGGAUGAAUAAAAACUACAGGAAUGGCUUCCUCAUGGUCUUCCGUUGCGAGGACAAGGCAGAUUCUUUCCACCCAGAGGGCUCAUACAGAACACGCUCCAUAAGACGGCUGACUCUGAACGGUCGAAAUGGCGGACACCCUCCCACCGCUGUAUGAGAUUAAGACAGUUUUUUAAAACAACCUGUUGAAUUUGAAUAAACACACUGAAGGCACUUCUGGUUUGUGGCGCUUUAGAAGUAGCCUUGUGACUUGAAUGAUCUGAGCUUGGGUAUCUAUGUCACAGAGGAGGGCUCAAAGCUUUGCAUGCAAAUCGCUUUAUGUAAGGCUCUUCUUUCCUUUGUGAAUGGUACGAGUAAAAAUACUUUUGUCAAAUCUAUUCAGAUAUGUGUGUAAGAUGUUUACUAUAAUGUGGUAAUUAAUUGUAUAAUGUAUAAUGUGUUUCCUGUAAAUGCAGAAGUCUUGUUAGUUAGUAACGUCCAAAUAAUUAUGUACGCCACUGGAUUCAUACGGUAAAAUUAGGCUUUUAAUGUGUUCAUGCUUGCUGAAAAAAGGAGGUGAUUAUUGUGACUGUGAGGCCAGGUUUCAUUUUUGACUGUUGUUUUUUCUAUCUGUUGGCUGAUUUUCUCACAAUCACUUCAAAUGCUGCGUUUUGAAAUAAUUCCAACAUUCUUGCAGAAUGAAACAUUUAAUUGUCGUUCAAGGAAUCCAGAAGAGACUAUCAAUGAUUUUCUGUCCAAUUGUGGUCACCUGACCACCAGCUGUUCGUGAUUAGAUGAAGUCUUCUGUUUCUCAAGGAAAGGGACUGAAAACCACUGAACUGUGUGAAGUGAGAGAGAACAAGCUCUUAAUACCUUCGUUACAGAAUGUGAGCAGCUGCUUCAAAGAUAUUUAAAAAAAAAGGGAUUUGGAAGAAGUCAAAACGUGUAAUUGGAUGCUCAGCUGCUAAAGUGUCCUUUGUUUGUGGUGUUUUAGUAUUGAACAGAGGACCAUUAAUGAACCACAGGGCCUCUGGGUACACAUAUUGAGCUCCAGAUGUACACUCAUCUUUCGAGAAUUCAUUUGACCAUCAGGAGAAAUUGUGUUUUGUGCCUCUACGUCAAAUAAACAGACGGAGUGA